UUUUAAUAAGAUUCUCUGUUUGGAAAGAAAAGCCUGUAUCCACCCCAUUGUUUCUUUUCUAUCAUAAUAAUAAUAUCCCUUCUCUCUCCCUCUUAACGAUUAUAAAUACCGCAUUAGAUUUGUUCCAGAAUUAAUAUAAGGAAUUAAAAAUAAAUAAUUAUGAGUCGUCGGCUUAUUUUGUGUAUGCUUCUUGUUUGCAGUACUAGUGUGUUGUUCCAUUCAACAUGUGGUGGUCAGAAUCCAUCAUUAUCAAUGGUUUCUUUCGACCAAGGUUUCAACCCACUGUACGGAGAAGACAACGUCAUCCCCUACGACGACAACAAUUCGGUUCAAAUAUCCAUGGAUGAAAGAACAAGUUCUGGCUUCCAUUCAAAGCUAAUGUACUCGAAUGGUUACUUCCAAACAUCCUUAAAGUUGCCUGAAAACUACACAGCAGGCGUCGUUGUCACCUUCUACGCAUGCAACAGUCAAAAAUAUCCAUUCCACCGUGACGAAAUCGAUUUCGAGUUCUUGGGUCACAUUCAUGGCCAGAAGUGGUUGCUUCAAACAAAUUUCUACGGAAAUGGUAGUACAAACAGGGGAAGGGAAGAGAGAUACGAUUUGUGGUUCGAUCCGUCUGAGGAUUUCCAUAAUUAUGGGAUUUUGUGGACUCAAAAUAGAAUAACAUACUAUGUUGAUCAUGUCCCAAUUAGGCAUGUUAAGAGGGUUGAUUCCAUGGGUGGUGAUUUUCCAUCAAAGGAGAUGAGUUUGUAUGGUACUAUUUGGAACGGUUCUAAUUGGGCCACCGGUGGGGGGCGUCACAAAUUGGAUCUCACUUAUGGCCCUUUUGUCGCUAAGUAUUCUGGUUUCGUGCUAAGUGGUUGCCCAUUUAACCAUGACACCCAAACCAUAACUAUAAGUGGGUGCAAUAAUUCGAAUUUGGAUGAUUUGACCCGGGAAGAAACAGCCGAGUUGCAUAUUUUCAGGAGGAAGUGGAUCACUUAUUCCUACUGUUAUGACUUCAAACGUUAUGCUGUUCCUUUGCCCGAGUGCGUUUUUAAUUCCGACGAAUUCCGACAUCUUCAACAUUUUGAUCCAUGGACAUUUGGGUCCGGAAAGUGAUAAUUGUAAUUUCAAGCUUUCUAAUAUAUAUGAUGAUGAGUUUUGCUGCUAAAACUCCCGCUCCAAGAACAAAAUAAUAGUGAUUAAGUUGUUAAUUAUACAUGAACUAGUAUUU
Messenger RNA from Erythranthe guttata (spotted monkey flower), 1216 nucleotides. Its product is annotated as putative xyloglucan endotransglucosylase/hydrolase protein 28. The record is from RefSeq and is a predicted model, not a curated record. Gene Ontology annotation, cellular component: apoplast; cell wall. Gene Ontology annotation, biological process: xyloglucan metabolic process; cell wall biogenesis. Lineage: Eukaryota; Viridiplantae; Streptophyta; Magnoliopsida; Lamiales; Phrymaceae. Gene Ontology annotation, molecular function: xyloglucan:xyloglucosyl transferase activity; hydrolase activity, hydrolyzing O-glycosyl compounds.